AUGGAAACAUCACAGAUACGAAAUGGUUUUAAUAAAGUUGAAGUAGACGUAGUAGGACCAUUAAAAGAUUUAUUAGUAAGAGUAAUGAAAAAUAUUAAUACACCAUUUAAAAUUUUAAAUGAAACUUUUAAAAUCAAUUAUUGUGAUCAACAAGAAACCAAAACAAAAUCAUCAUUUUAUAUUCAAACAUUAGACGCAAAUGAUAAAUCAUCGCUAGAGUUAACAAAAUCUGCAAUUAAAAAUAUUCAAAUGCAGCAACAACAGCAGCAACAACAACAACAGCAACAACAGCAACAACAGCAUCACGAUAUAUUUCAAUUUACACAACCUUCAUCAUCACAUAAUCAUAGCAAUCAUCAUCAUCAUCAUCAUCAACAACAAUUGCAACAACAACAACAACAACAAUUACAACAACAAAUGAAAACACCAAAAUUACUAUUUUUUAUAGUUAUGAGCGUUGGUGUUGGAAAAUCAUAUAUAAAAAAUAUUAAAGAAGAAGCAGGUACAAUACCAAUACUUGAAUGGUUUACAAAUUAUAUUAGAUCAUGGGAAGAAGUUUUUAAAUUAACAUCAAAUCAAGUAACUAGUCAUAUAAAAAGACAAUUAUUAACAAAAGCGUGUACAACUGGUAAUAUUAAUUUAUUGGAUGAAAUUUUAUUAUCUGGUAUAUCAAAGGAACAAAUUAAAGAAACACAAACUAUUGGACAUGGUAUUAUAUUAAAAUCAUUAAUAGUAAAUAAUUUAGAUUCAAUAGUAGUAUCAGGAUCAAUGUCAUUAUUAGGAGCGGUUAUUGAUAAUGAUAAUGAUAAAAAAGGGUCAUCAUUAAUUCUUUCAAAAUUAAAUUUAAAUUUGUUUCCAAAAUCAAUUAUAACUGCAUGUUUUAAUUUGGCGGAAUUAGAUUUAAGUUAUAAUAAUAUUAAAGAGAUACCAAAAGAAAUUUGUCAAUUAAAACAUUUGAAAAUUUUAAAUAUGAAUAAUAAUCAAUUGGAUGAUUUACCAUUGGAAUUAGCAAAUUUAACAAAUUUAAAGUAUUUAGCGGUUCAAGAUAAUCCAUUAAAUAAAUUUCCACAUCAUAUUAUUGAACAAGGUACAAAGAGGACUUUGGUGUUUUUAAAGAAUAUAAUCGAAGGUAAAAAGAGUGAAACUUGGAAUAAAGUGAAAUUGAUGUUUGUAGGUCAAGAAGGUGUUGGUAAAUCAAGUCUUUGUAAAGCAUUGAUGGGUUCACGUAGAAGAAGCUCUUCAUCAUUUGCUGCUGAACUUCAAAAAAGUGGUGACACUAUCUCAACAGAGGGUGUAAAGAUUCAAAGUAUUAAAGGAAAGAAAAUAGAUUUCUAUGCUUGGGAUUUCGGUGGUCAACAAGUAUUUUAUCCAACUCAUCAAUUCUUUUUAACAAAUCAGGCAUUAUAUCUAUUGGUUUUUAAAUUAACUGAUCCAAAUUUCGCUGAAAGAGUAAACUAUUGGACACUUCAAAUUAAAGCAAAUUCUGGUCUAUCUGUACCAAUGAUAUUUUUAGUUGGUACUCAUUGUGAUGCUUGUACACCUGAACAAUUAUCAUCAGCUGAACAAAUUCUAAAAGAAAACUUCGUAAAAUAUUCACGUAUAAGACAAAAUGCUAUAAGCUUUGUAUCUUGUACAAAUGGUACUGGUAUAAAAGAAUUAAAAAAAAUUUUAACAAAUGAAGCUGAAAAAUCAAAUUUAAUUAAAUCAAAUAUACCUGGUAGUUAUUUAAUUUUAGAACAACGUUUAACUGAUAGAGGUGCAAAUUCAAGUAGAAUAUUAAUUAAUCAAAAUAAUAUUAAUCAAAAUAAUAAUAAUAAUAAUAAUAAUAAUAAUCAUAAUAAUUGUAAUAAUAAUGAAAAUUGUACAACAACAGCAGCAACAGCAGGAACAACAACAAUGACAUCAACAACAACAACAACAACAAAUUAUUCAAAUGAAAAUAUAUUAAAUACUAGUUCAAAUAGUUUAAUUGCAUUAUUUACAAGAAGUAAUAGUAAUUCAAAUUUAUCAAAUAAUUAUCAAAAACCAUUGGUUAAUCAAAAAUAUAUUGAUUAUAAUGAUUUUGAAAGAGAAUGUAAAUUAUCACAUUUAGCUCAAGAAGAAAUUCAGGGUGCAACUGAAUUUCUUCAUAAUAUGGGUAUAAUUUUACAUUAUGAUACACCGAUUUUAAGGAGUUUAGUUGUAUUGGAUCCACAAUGGUUAGCUGAUGUAAUGUCAUCUUUAAUUACAUUUUCACAUAAUUGGAUUAAAAAUGGUAUUUUAAAUCAUUCAGAAUUGGUUUCAAUUUGGAGUGGUAAAUAUGAUCAAUCAAUUUGGCCAUCAUUAUUAAAACUAUUGGAGAAAUUUGAAGUAUCCUAUGAGUUACCAAAUGAAUUCCCAUCAAGAUCUUUAAUACCAUCUUUAUUACCAGAGGAACCAAUCGAUAGAAUUCAAGAGAUUAAAGAAAAACUAUGGAUACCAUUACCAGAAGCAAUUGAAAGUAAGAGAGUUCAAAUUUUCGGGUGUCAAUAUAAUUUCGAUUUUAUGCCAUUAGGUUUCUUUCCACGUCUUUUAUUAAGAAUUUUAUUAAUUAAAGGUAUUGAUAUUAAAACUUAUUGGGCAAAUGGCAUACUUUUAGAUAUUUUAACAACAGAAGAUAUUAAAAUUCAAAAAUUAAAUCAUAAAAAACAUUCAAUUCUUCCAAAUAAUUCAUCAUCAACAUCAUCGUCAACAUCAUCAUCAACAUCAUCAUCAACAUCAUCAUCAUCAUCAUCAUCAACAUCAUCAUCAUCAACAUCAACAACAACAACCACUGUUCAAAUUCAAUCAUCACCAUUUGGAAAUUCAACAACCAUUGUAAAUAAAUUAACAAAUAUAGAUAAUAAUAAUAAUAAUAAUAAUAAUAAUAAUAAUAAUAAUAACAACAACAAUAAUAUUAAUAAUAAUAAUAAUAAUAAUAAUAAUAAUAAUAAUAAUAAUAAUAAUAAUAAUAAUAAUAAUAAUAAUAAUAAUAAUAAUAAUAAUAAUAAUAAUAAUAAUAUUAAAAAUAUUAUUAAUAAUUUUGAAAAUCAAAAUAAUUUAAAUAAUAUAAUAACAAAUAAUUUUGGAGGAAAAUUUGAAAUUAUAAAGAAAAAUGAUUUUGAAUCACCUUUAUCAUCAAAGAAACCAAAACAUCAAGUAUUAGUAACAUUUAAAAAUCAAAAAUCAUUUGAAUCAAAAGAUAAGGAUACCUAUAAAUUGAAUGUAGAGAUUAGAUCUUUUAAUGUUUCAAAUAACAAUGAUAAAGAUUUUUUAGCUUCAUUAUUUUUUCAACAACUUUUAUCAACAAUCGAUACACUAUUAUCAGGUUCAUAUGGUGGUUUAAAGGUUACUCGUCUGAUACCAUGUAUUCAUUGUAUUGAAAAGGACCCACAUUCAGAACCACAUCUUUUCGACAUUAAUAGUUGUAUUUCACAAUUAUUGCUUGGUAAAUCACAAUUGGUAUGUGGUAAAGAUUCAACUACCCCAGUCCGUAUUGACUAUAUUGCUCCAGAUCUUUCGAUUAAAAAAAUACCAAUCCUUUUAGAGGACCAAGUGGUUUGCGAAGAACAAAUCGGUGUUGGUGGUUUUGGUUUAGUUCAUAAAGGUAAACUCAUUCUUCAAGAUAAAUCAUUGGUAGUUGCAAUUAAAUCCUAUAUCGUUGGUAAUAGUAGUGCCUCUGAUAUCAUUAGAAAAUUUCAAGAAUUUCAUCAUGAAAUGUAUAUCAUGUCAUCGUUAAAUCAUUUGAACAUUGUAAAACUAUUUGGUUCAAUGCAAAACCCACCAAGAAUGGUUAUGGAAUUUGCACCACAUGGUGAUCUCUAUCAUUUCCUAGAAAAAAAAAAAAAUAUUAAAUGGUCUUUCAAAGUGAGACUUAUGCUUGAUAUAGCAAAAGGUAUCGAAUAUUUACAAAAUCAAAAUCCUCCAAUCGUUCAUCGUGAUCUACGUUCACCAAAUAUUUUCCUAUUUUCUCUUGAUGAGAAUGCUCCAGUCUGUGCAAAAGUAGCCGACUUUGGUCUAUCUCAACAAUCUCUUUACUCUGUCAGUGGUUUAUUAGGAAAUUUUCAAUGGAUGGCUCCUGAAACAAUUGGUGCUGAAGAAUCAUACACUGAAAAAAUUGAUACCUAUAGUUUUUCAAUGAUUCUCUUUACAAUUCUAACUGGUGAAUGUCCAUUCGAUGAAUUUACCUCAUUCGGUAAAAUGGAAUUUAUUAGAAAGAUUAGAGAAGAGGACCUUCGUCCAACAAUUCCUUCUGACUGUCCACCAACUAUCUCAAACCUAAUAGAAUUAUGUUGGUCCGGUGACCCAAAAAAAAGACCUCACUUUAGUUAUAUUGUUAAAGAAUUAACAAAUUUUUAUUAUAACCUUAAUCUAAGCCCCAUCCCUGAACAAAAAUCAAUUAAUGAUAAAUCACCACACCCUGAUUUAAUUUCAAAUGGAGUUCCAAAAUUACAAAUUGCUAAAUAA
Molecule: messenger RNA, 4464 nt
Organism: Dictyostelium discoideum AX4
Lineage: Eukaryota; Evosea; Eumycetozoa; Dictyosteliales; Dictyosteliaceae
Gene: roco11
Product: leucine-rich repeat-containing protein
Exons: 2
Coding region: 1-4464 (1487 amino acids)
Biological process (GO): sorocarp stalk development
Molecular function (GO): ATP binding; protein serine/threonine kinase activity; protein tyrosine kinase activity
Source: RefSeq, a predicted model, not a curated record